CAGCUCAACCGGAAGCCCCCAUCCCUCCCGGCGGCCGCGGCGCGGGCGGCGAGACAAUAGGAGGGCGAGGGGCGGAGCCACCGGACGCAGCUUCAUCAAUCGAAGAUGGAAGCGAAUCAGGCACCAGGAUUUGGAGCUGAACAGAAGUUGGGACCGGAGCAAACUUAUGAGAUGCUUGGAUCAGAGGUUAAUCAAAAGUUCGCAGAAAUGUGCCUAAACACUGGUGUGGAAGCUGUCAUCAUUCCAGAAAAGCAAUAUGAUCCAGAGGCAAGAUUGGAGGUGCAUCAAAAGUUUGCUGAAAUGUGCCUAGACACUGCUGUGGAAACUGAUAUUAACCAAGAAACGCAAGCUGACCCAGAGGCGGGAUCAGAGGUUAAUGAAAGGCAAGAGCCAAGUCAGGACACAGUUAUGGAAACCGAUGUUAACCCAGAAGAGCAAGUUGCCCAUCCAGGUGUUAUUUACCGCUGCAAAAAAUGCCGGAGGAUGGUAGCAACACAAGAGUAUGUUACGCACGAUGUAGGCCAAGGUGAGAGAUGCUUUUUAAGGCGCAAAAGCUAUCACGUGGAUGAGAAGGAACCCGAAUGCGCCUGCAUCUUUGUGGAGCCCAUGAAGUGGAUGCAAGCUGUGGAAGAGGGAUAUGUUUCGAACAAACUCUGGUGCAUGGGAUGCAAAACCAGAUUGGGAUCGUUCAACUGGGCAGGCAUGCAGUGCACAUGUGGAGCCUGGGUGAUCCCAGCUUUCCAGCUCCUCAAAAGCCGGAUUGACGAGUCGCAGAUGUGAGCAGUCAACCAAGUGAUCUUCAGACUCCUUGGCUAUUUUAGCGGUAACAUUGUAGCAGUAUAUCUAGGAAACAGUAUCGGCUAGUCUGUUGCAGGUGCUAUUGCUGUCAGAUGUGUUUCUAUGUAUGAUGGGUUUUAUCUGAUGCACCAUAUCAGCUUUGUUCACCAUCUGUUUCUUAAUGGCUUCAAGUCGUGAUUCAGGUGUGCUCUA
Lolium rigidum is the source of this 990-nucleotide messenger RNA. RefSeq names its product probable inactive dual specificity protein phosphatase-like At4g18593. Lineage: Eukaryota; Viridiplantae; Streptophyta; Magnoliopsida; Poales; Poaceae. Gene Ontology annotation, biological process: protein dephosphorylation. Gene Ontology annotation, molecular function: protein tyrosine/serine/threonine phosphatase activity. The record is from RefSeq and is a predicted model, not a curated record. The transcript is spliced from 3 exons. The coding region runs from base 106 to 780 and encodes 224 amino acids.